Molecule: messenger RNA, 462 nt
Organism: Paramecium primaurelia
Lineage: Eukaryota; Ciliophora; Oligohymenophorea; Peniculida; Parameciidae
Source: the annotation of a GenBank genome assembly
AUGCUUAAAGAGGAUCCGAAAUUAAGAAUUAAUGAAGAUUAAAUUAUAUGUAGAUUAGAUGAAGUACUUAUGUUUCAUUCAUAAAAAACUCUCAAAUUUUAAGAAAGUGCAAUUUUAAUGUCUGUUAAUUCAUCAAAAAUAAAACUAGAUUUAAAUGAAGAAUUAAAACAAUCUUAAUUAAGUUACAAUUACAAAGAACGUCCAUCUGAAAAUUAAAAAUGUGAUAAAGAAAAAAAAUUAAGUAAACAUACAGCUAAUAAUUCACCUUAAACUAAUCAUCAAAAUCGUUAAAAUAAGGAGAAUAUUGAAUUAGAAUUUAUAACAAAAAAGGAAAAAAGAACAAAUAAUUACAGUUUUAGUGCUUGCUCUAGUAGAUCUCAUAUUAGAGGAAUGUCAAUUAAACCAGCAAAGAAGUAAGUUUAUUAAGAUAAACAUACAUCAAUUAAAUAACGAUGGAAAUGA